Molecule: messenger RNA, 999 nt
Organism: Sordaria macrospora k-hell
Lineage: Eukaryota; Fungi; Ascomycota; Sordariomycetes; Sordariales; Sordariaceae
Cellular component (GO): nucleus
Source: RefSeq, a predicted model, not a curated record
AUGGAUCCCACCAAUAUGAUCAACGUCCUCAUAACCAGCAUAGCCGGCACCGGCCUUCCACCGACCCUAACCUUCGCCCUCCCCGCCACAACAACCAUCACCGAGCUUCGCGACCGGCUCCUCACCCGCCUGCCCGGCUCUCUAUCUGAAACAGCCGCAGCCGCCUCUUCCUUCCGCUUCCUUCUCACCACCAACUCCAACAAGCAGCUCCCCUCAUCUUCCACCCAGCCCCUCUCAUCUCUUCUACCCAACAGCAACAAUGUCGAAUUCCUUCCCCUCCGCCUCUCCCUCCCGCUCUGCGGCGGCAAAGGCGGUUUCGGCUCCCAGCUCCGCGCCCAAGGCGGGCGCAUGUCCUCCAAGCGCAAGAAGAACGGGCUCCAGGGUGAAGAUAACGGGUCCUCGCGCAACCUAGACGGCCGUAGGUUGCGGACCAUCACGGAAGCCAAGGCAUUGGCUGAUUACCUGGCCAUCAAGCCGGACAUGGAGAAGAAGGAGAAGGAGAAGCGGAGGAAGCGGUGGCAGCAGAUUGUGGAGCAAACCGAAAAACGGCAGGAGGAGAUCCGGAACGGGAAAGCGGGAGGUGGAGGUGGGGGAUUCAUGUUGGAUGGCAAGUGGGUGGAGGAUAAGGAGGAGCUGGAUGAGAGGACGAGGGAGGCGGUCAUGACGGCACUGAAGAACGGGGCUUAUACGGAUAAUUUGUCCAUGUUGGCUGCUACGGCGGCUGCGGCGAAUGCGGCGAAUCCUGGGGAGGGUGGCUCGGGGAGUGGGAGUGGGUCGUCUUCAGGUGGUGAGGCGAUGAGUGAAGAUGAGAAGGAGGUUGAGGGUGAGCGGGAUGGGGCCGCCACGCCGCCAUCGGAACCGGAGCCCGAACCGAAGGUGACAGUGGUCAAGGAGACGUUGAAAGGCAAGGAAAAGGAGACGGCCCAGCCGAAGGCGCAGGUCAAGACCUUUGCUGGCUUUGAUGACGAUGAUGAGUUUAUGAGCUCUGAUGAUGAGUGA